CAAACUAAGUUCAAUAAUGCAGAAUCAAUAUUUCUGUUUCUACACUCUUCUCUCUCGUUUUCUUCUUUCUACUCUACAGUAUCUUCUUAUUCUCUUAAGUCACUGAUUUUGUGACUAUCAUUUCUUCAAUCAAUUAAGUUCAUGGUAUCAGAGCCUCAAAGCCAAGUUCAUACAACUUUGAUUUGAUUCAAAAUUCCGCAAUUCUAAUUCAAUUCUGUUGUUUCUUGGUUGUAUCGAGAAAUUCAAGAACUGAAAAAUGAGUUUAAACAAUGAUCAAGAAGAUGAUUUUCGUCUGAACCAAACCGCUGGAGUAUCUUCUCAACAAGCAGGUAUGGAUUACAAUCACUCCCUGUUUCUUCAUCCUUCAGAUGUUAGCGGAAUACAGAUUAUCUCAUUUCAGCUGACUGAAAUUGAGAAUUACUCUGUUUGGUAUCGGUCUAUGCGUGUAGCGAUGCUAGGAAGGAACAAAUUAGGAAUGGUGGAUGAUUCUUGUAAGUAAGAAAGCUUUCCUGCCACUAUGUGGAAUUAUUGGGAGAGAGUAAACGUUAUUGUACUCUCUUGGGUCAUGAAUUCUGUGAAUAGUAGCCUUCUUGGUGGUAUAAUGUAUGCGUAUAAUGCUCAGGCAGUCUGGGAUAAUCUAUAUGAACGAUUCUAUAAAGUAGAUGAUGCAAGAACUUUUAACUUGCACAAAGAAAUUGCCACUCUUACUCAAGGGACUUCAUCUAUAUCAGUGUACUAUUCAAAAUUGAAGGACAUGUGGGAGGAAUUUGAAGCUUUAAUACAUGUUCCUGGUUGUGAUUGUCCAAGAUCUAGAGAUUUUGUGGUUUACUUACAGAAACUAAAAGUAUACCAGUUUCUGAUGGGCCUCAAUGAGUCCUAUGCCCAAGCUAGAGGUCAAAUUCUUAUGAGAAGCCCACUCCCAACAGUAAAUCAAGCAUACUCAAUGAUUAUAAGUGAUGAAAGUCAAAAGGCAGUGGCUGCUACUUUUGGAAUUUUGGGUGCAAAUCCAGCCAUUACUACAGAAAAUUAUGAUAUAGCAAUGUAUACAAAAAAUACGGGAAAUCAAAGGUAUAAAAGGAACUAUAAUGUUCAAUAUGACUUCUGCAAACUUAAAAGUCAUAACAAAGAAAAUUGUUUCAAGAUAGUUGGCUAUCCUCCAGAUUUCAAGUUUAAAAAGAAAGGGUCAAGAACCUACAAUGGUGGAGCAAGAGGUCCAACAGCUUAUAAUGUUCUUGCAGAAAUUCCAAAUCACCAGCCUAAUGUGAAUUCAAUGGGACUUACCAACAGGCAUCAGGAACUCACCAACAGACAUCUCAGAUGACAAAUUUUCAAAACAUGGGCUAUACUGAUAAUCCACAAUCAAUGCCUCAGAUAGGAGAAUUCACAAAAGAUCAAUAUGAGCAGAUAUUACAAAUCCUAAAUAAAACUAACACAGAAGGCAACAACAACAACUCUGCAGCAAAUGUAGCAGAGAUGUUAUCUUCAGGGAAGAUGUGUUUCCAUUCAAGAACACUACUGCAUAUUCACCUCCUAUAUUUCUGUCUCAACCUAAUUUAGACAAUAGACAAUUUGAAGAAUACAAUCAGCAACUUGUUGGUCCCUCUCAAACUUCAAAUACUUAAGUCUAUGAAGCUGAUUACACGGAUACAAAUGUAGAAGAGUUUCAAAAUCCUAACUUACAAGCUAGCACAGAAAGCUUGAAUAUAGCUCCAUCUGCUACUGCAAAUCUACAACAGAAUCACUCAUCAACUGUUCUUCCUACUACCUCAGUGGAUAAUCAACAGAUUCAACAAAAUAUCACUACUAGAAGAUCUGGCAGGGAAAAAUAUCCUCCAAUAUGGAUGAAGGACUUUGUUUCCUUGAAUGUACAUCAUGAUGUCAACUAUCCAAUAUCAAACUAUCUGUCUUAUGAAAACAUUUCA
Molecule: messenger RNA, 1922 nt
Organism: Nicotiana tabacum (common tobacco)
Lineage: Eukaryota; Viridiplantae; Streptophyta; Magnoliopsida; Solanales; Solanaceae
Source: RefSeq, a predicted model, not a curated record